AUGCAGCCCCCGAAAGACACCCCAUACCCAGAGUCCAAUCUCAGCUGGCGAAUACUGAAUCAUGCCAACGAAAAUGGAUACGCAGUCGGGGCUUAUAACUGUUACAACACCGACGGUGUCAUGGCGGUAAUCCGGGCUGCCGAAUCCCAACGCUCGGCGGCAAUCAUCCAGUUAUUCCCCUGGACAAUGCAUUUCCAAGGGCCAGAAUUCAUUCGUUACGUGACCAGGGCUGCUCAUUCAGCUAGUGUGCCUAUCGCAGUGCAUCUGGACCACUGCAUCAAGCCAGAUGAUGUAGACCUUGCAUUAACACUGCCUUUUGAUUCUAUCAUGGUCGACGCCUCAACAGGGGACGACGAAUUCAAUUCUCGGUUCUGUAAGAGCAUUGUCGACCGAGCUCGCUCUGUGAAUAUCACCAUUGAGGCAGAGAUGGGCCGCAUUGAAGGUGGCGAGGACGGCCUUCCUACUGUCGAUAUGGAGGCCGUGAUGACGAAGCCCGAAGAUGCAGUGGCUUUUGUCCGUGAGACAGGCGUUCAUUUCCUGGCUCCUUCAUUUGGCAAUAUCCACGGUGGAUAUCCUCCUGGCGGAGCAGACAAGGCCUGGGACCUUCACCGCCUUGCUGCUAUCGGGAGUUUAAUAUCUUCUCGUACACCGUUGGCCCUUCACGGAACGCAUCCUGUCUCAGAUGAAUUGUUCCGUAAAGCCAUUUCCUGUGGCGUUCGAAAGGUCAACCUGAACCGCACCGUGAGAGACGAGUAUACCCAAUUCGUUGCCAGUAAUGCCGGCACUCUGGAAUUGACUGCACUCCAGGUGGAGGGGGUGAAGGUUUACUGUCACUCGAUUGAGCGCAUGAUGGGUGUUCUGGGCUCUGCUGGGCGAUACUCAUAGUUAACAUCGCAGCUACGUUUAUGCGGUCUUUCAGGUUGACAGUGAUGUGGCGGGGAAUGCUAGAAUUAGCUCGCAUAUUAGACCGUCCUAUAUUCUAUUGGCUAUUUAC
Aspergillus versicolor CBS 583.65 is the source of this 994-nucleotide messenger RNA. RefSeq names its product class II fructose-bisphosphate aldolase. The transcript is spliced from 3 exons. NCBI's taxonomy places the organism in Eukaryota, Fungi, Ascomycota, Eurotiomycetes, Eurotiales, Aspergillaceae. Gene Ontology annotation, biological process: carbohydrate metabolic process. The record is from RefSeq and is a predicted model, not a curated record. The coding region runs from base 1 to 885 and encodes 294 amino acids. Gene Ontology annotation, molecular function: zinc ion binding; aldehyde-lyase activity.